Molecule: messenger RNA, 704 nt
Organism: Colias croceus (clouded yellow)
Lineage: Eukaryota; Metazoa; Arthropoda; Insecta; Lepidoptera; Pieridae
Gene: AIMP3
Product: eukaryotic translation elongation factor 1 epsilon-1
Exons: 4
Coding region: 105-611 (168 amino acids)
Biological process (GO): positive regulation of DNA damage response, signal transduction by p53 class mediator
Cellular component (GO): cytoplasm; aminoacyl-tRNA synthetase multienzyme complex; nucleus
Source: RefSeq, a predicted model, not a curated record
CCAAGAUUGUGCCCCAAUCGCUAGUGUCAACUGUCAUAAUUUAUAACCUAGAAAAAUAAACAAGGAAUCCAAUAAAAAUAUCCUUUUAAAAUUAUUUUUUUACUAUGGAAGCUAUAAAGCUUGUUAGUAAAUAUUUGAAUACUUCUGCGGGUUCACUGUGUUAUAAUACAGACAAGGUUUUAACAACAGUUAUUGACAAGGAGAAUGUGGAGGGAUUCGUUAGUAUAAUAUUACGAUUGAUAUCAAAAAGUGGCAUAAAAAUGAGCCAGGAACAAAUGCUACUAAGUUAUCAGUGGCUAGAGCACAUAGCAAUGUAUGCAAACCAAGCAAAUUUGAAUCCGGCAUUUGCGAAAAAUUUUCUUCAAGGUAUGAAUAGAGCAUUACAGAAGAAGAGCUACCUCACUGGAAAUCUUUUGACGGUGAUUGAUAUAGCUGCAUUUUAUGUGGUUUACUCGCUAGUUGAGCGGUUGACUGUACAAGAACAAGAAUCACUUCUACACUUAUGUAGGUGGUGUAAGAAUAUACAAGCACAACCAAGAGUGUGUGCAAGCCGAGCCCCUUUACCACUUAACACUUUGACGCUAUCAAUACUUGCACCUGCCGUGCAUUAAUACUAUGUUUUAUUGCUUAUUAUGAUUGUAGUGCAUACAAUUUAUUGCUGCAAUAAAGUUUUACCAAAUGGAUCUCGUGACGAAAUUUUUUAA